This is a messenger RNA of Tribolium madens (black flour beetle), 2767 nucleotides long. It is a transcript of the gene Ars2, whose product is annotated as serrate RNA effector molecule homolog. Gene Ontology annotation, biological process: mRNA processing; primary miRNA processing. The record is from RefSeq and is a predicted model, not a curated record. Gene Ontology annotation, cellular component: nuclear body. Gene Ontology annotation, molecular function: nucleic acid binding. The transcript has 10 exons. Lineage: Eukaryota; Metazoa; Arthropoda; Insecta; Coleoptera; Tenebrionidae. Bases 162 to 2642 code for a protein of 826 amino acids.
UCACCAGUCAUACCACCACACAAAAGUAGGUUGAUUGCACUGAAACCCCCAACGCGUCUUUGACGUGUCGGCCAUAAUUUUUGCAUCAACUUCCUAAACGGAAAAGAAAAUUCUCGCCGGAUAUCUAAUUGCCAAAAGUAUUAUUUUUAAAACAGAAAGAAAUGGCUGAUAGUGAUGAUGAGUACGACCGCAAACGCCGCGAUAAGUUCAGAGGUGAACGCGCCGAGGCGACUUACAGGGGGGCUGAACGGGUAGCAAGGCCCAGAGACGACUGGUCUGAACGUGAUUCUUGGUCACGACCUAGGCCUCGGGAGUACCGACCAGGGGUGAGAGACAGGGGAUACUCGCCGAGUCUUGAUCCAGCCCCCAAGAGGUUGCGCCAUGAUUACUAUGCUGAUAGCUAUUAUAACCAUUACUCGCCCUAUCAUCAGAGCUCCCACAGAGCUGGUAAUUUCUUCAGAGAACCUGCACCAUCAUCCCAGGGUGAGGGUCAGCAACCACCAAUGAUGUCAUUUAAAGCAUUCCUUGCCACCCAAGAUGAUAACAUUUCCGAUAGUGAAGCUAUCGAAAAAUACAAUGACUACAAAUUGGAGUUCCAGCGACAGCAACUUAACGAAUUUUUUGUUGCCCAUAAAGACGAUGAAUGGUUCCGUUUGAAGUACCAUCCUGAAGAUUCAGUAAAGCGAAAAGAAGAACAAAUGACAGCAUUGAAGAAAAGAGUUGAGGUGUUCUUGGACUUGAUGAACAACGGGAAAAUUGCAGUUUCAGUUGAUUGUUCAAAAACAAAUGACUUACUUAAAUUGUUAGAUACUGUCGUUAUUAAACUCGAAGGUGGCACUGAGGAAGACCUAGCCGUUUUGGAGCAGGAGUAUACCGAAUUAGAAGAGAAAAUCAAAGAGAAAAGUAAGGAAGAAAUUGCAGAAAAACCAAACGACGAGUGUACAAAGAAAGAACAACCUCCAGAAAAGCCAAAGCCUGAUGAAACUGAAGCAAAAGAAAACGGUGAAACAACUGCAGAAGAUGGUGAAAUAGAACAAGAGAAGAAGGAGGAGGAACAGCCAUCUCUUGACGAAAACAAAGAGCCUGAAAAAAUGGAAGUGGAGGAAGAGAAGAAAGAUCCAGAGAACGCCGAGCUGCCGGUGAAGGAAAACGAACCUGAAGAAGGCGAAGAAGUGAAGAAGGAGUCAAAAGAGAAGAAACGCAAGCGUUCUUCGUAUUCGGGAAGUAGCAGCGGUUCGUCGAGCAGCAGCAGCGACAGUGAAGAUGACAAAGAGAAAAAAGACAAGAAGAAAGAAGACGAGGACGAAGAAACCGAGAAAGACAAACCGAAAGAAGAAGUGAAGGAGCACAUCGAAACUGUUGAAGACGACAAGCCAGAAAAACCGAAAUCGUUACACAAGACUACGUCAAUUUUUUUGCGUAAUUUAGCGCCGACUAUUACAAAGCAGGAAGUUGAGGCGGUUUGCGGCCGGUAUGAAGGUUUUUUGCGUGUGGCUUUGGCCGACCCCCAGCCAGAACGUCGGUGGUUGCGGCGCGGUUGGGUCACAUUUAAACGAGACGCGAAUAUUAAAGAGAUCUGUUGGAAUUUGAAUAAUAUUAGGUUGAGGGAUUGCGAAUUGGGUGCGAUUGUUAAUCGGGAUUUGAGUCGGAGGAUCCGACCUGUUAACGGAAUUACGGCCCAUAAACAAGUCGUACGGUCGGACAUACGAAUAUCGGCGAAAGUAGCGCUGCAUCUUGAUAAUAAAGUCGGACUUUGGUUAGAUGAAGAGAAAAAAGAUAAGCCCCAACAGACGUUCGGGUUGGUGUCGAAUAAUCCCGUUUUGCACAAUAUUACUGAUUAUCUGAUCGAAGAGGCGAGUGCCGAGGAGGAGGAACUUUUGGGGUUGGAACCGACGGCGGAAACGCAAGAUUCGGCCACUACGGUGGAAAGAGACGAACAUCUUAUCUCAGUUUUGGAUCGAAUUAUUUUGUAUUUGCGUAUUGUUCACUCUGUUGAUUAUUAUAAUCACUGCGAAUAUCCCAACGAAGAUGAGAUGCCAAAUAGGUGCGGUAUUUUGCACGCGAGGGGACCUCCACCUACUACGAAAACUGAUAUGACGCAAUUUAUUGGGACUCCUAUCGAAACAAAAAUGGCUAGUUUUCUUCCAGAAAAACCUCGCGAUGAAAAUAAAAACGAAACGAAAUUAAUCAAUUUGUCUCUUAAAGACGUUGAUACUGAAAUUGAUAAGUUUGUUCAAGCAAAUACAAGAGAGUUGGCCAAGGACAAGUGGUUGUGUCCAUUGUCGGGCAAAAAAUUCAAGGGUCCUGAUUUUGUUCGGAAGCACAUCUUUAAUAAGCACGCAGAGAAAAUCGAAGAAGUAAAGAAGGAAGUCGAAUUUUUCAAUAACUAUUUACGAGAUCCUAAAAGACCGAUGUUAGCGGAGGCUCCUCAGCCGAAGCGUGAAGAACCACCUUCUUACAACCAUCCAUCGUAUGGAAGUUCGUUUGGUGGGUAUGGUCGRUUGCCACCAUACUAUAAUCAAGGGUAUUCUCAACGUUCUAGAGGUUAUACACCAAGAUCGAGGGGUGGAGCUGGUGAUUAUAGGCCGGUCAUUCACUAUCGAGAUCUUGAUGCUCCAAGGGAACCUGAAGAGUUUAUUUAAAUCUUUAAUUUAUGUUUUAUAAGAUGUAGGACUAAGAAUAUUUAGAAUUACAUUUUAUUUUGAUAGUAAAUCUAAGUUUGUAAAGGUACCGUCAUUACACUAUCAAUAAACUGUUCGUAUUUUUA